Solanum verrucosum is the source of this 513-nucleotide messenger RNA. Its product is annotated as proteinase inhibitor 1-like. The coding region runs from base 30 to 377 and encodes 115 amino acids. Gene Ontology annotation, molecular function: serine-type endopeptidase inhibitor activity. The transcript has 3 exons. Lineage: Eukaryota; Viridiplantae; Streptophyta; Magnoliopsida; Solanales; Solanaceae. Gene Ontology annotation, biological process: response to wounding. The record is from RefSeq and is a predicted model, not a curated record.
UUUCUUCUACUCUUUACAACUAUAAGAAAAUGGAGGCAAAGUUUGCUCACAUCAUUGUUUUCUUUCUUCUUGCAACUUCCUUUGAAACUUUCAAUGCGCAAAGUGAAGGGCUAGAAUUCAUCAAACUUCUAAAGGAAUUGAAAUCUGUUCAUGAGUCCAAGCCCAACUUGGAAUGCCAAGGAAAACCAAUGUGGCCAGAACUUAUUGGUGUACCAGCACAGUAUGCUAAGGGAAUAAUUGAGAAGGAAAAUUCAUUCAUAACUGAUGUUGAGAUAGUAUUGAAUGGUUCUCCAGUCACAGCUGAUUUUAGUUGUAAUCGAGUUCGUAUUGUUGUAAACAUCUUGGAUUAUGCUGUAUCAAUGCCUGUGAUUGGUUAAUUAAUGGAUUAUUGAAGUAAUUAAGCAGCCACAUGUGAAAAAAAUAAUAAUUAGGGUUCAUGUAUGUUGAUUAUAAUGUAUCCAUGUACUCUUACUAUAUAUAUAUAAUGAAAUAAAUAAGUGUGGCUUCAUUAAA